GAGAAUCUUUGCAAAUUAUUGCAAUGACCUGCACAAAGAUCUCAUGUGACAGUUAAGCAAUACAGGGAAAGUGAGAAUUCACAGACAGUGUGAGCAAAGGAGGAAGUGAGAAAUUCUAUCUCUUCAUCUGAAGGCUGAAGGGAGAUGGAGAGCAGACUGAAACGAUGCAAAUAGGCUGUAACAGGUAAACAUCAGGAAUAAACCAAUCAUCCCAACAAUAAAUUGCCAGUGUGGAGAGGUGGGCAACAAAGGACUGAAACAAGUGAGCGAAAGACAGAAGAAGAACAGCAGGUUGGUCUGGGAAAUGAAUUUACUGACUCCAUCUGAAUUGCUCUUGAAAUAUCAUGCUACUUCUUACUGUUCUCGGACACAUAUUUUCAAUUCCUCACUUUGCUGCAAGAAGCAUUAAGUACUAAUUUUUAUGGCAGAGUGUUCCUUCUUUUAUCCCUGUGAAUUUGUAACAGGCAUAUGAUGAAUACAUUUUAGAAGUGGUCUUUUGUUUAACAGAAAAACAAAAGAUGUUUGCAUAAGCUUAGCAUUAGUUAAGACAGUUGUGUACAAGGACUGUUGAAGAGCAGGGCAUGACAUGUUUUAUGAAAAAUGGGGAGAACAUGAGGGCUAUUCUGUAACAUCACAAAUGGUUAGUAAUGCAAGCUCAGAAGAAAUCACCUUCCAGAUGCUGGUGCAGGCUCUUCUAUGGAAGUGUGUCAGAGCCACAUGAUGAAGUUGCAUGGGGCUGAUGGUUUACUGUCAGUAAUACAAGGUGAUUUGUACACGUCAGACAUUGCUGAGUGAGGUGAAAGAAUAGCAGCAAUCUACCUGAGAAAAUGUUCCAAAUCCUCACAAUACUAUUGCUGGAAACACAGCUCUCCAUGGUCUCAGCUUUAUUUACAGUUGAAGUUCCUCAACAGCUCUACACUGCGGAAUAUGGGAGCAAUGUGACCAUGGAAUGCAGAUUCCCUGUGAAUGGCUCUGUGGAUCUAGGACUCCUGACUGUUGUUUGGGAGCAGAAAAGGCAGGGCUCAUUGAAAUCAAAAGAGGUGUACACAUUCCGCAAUGGGAAGGCACUCCAUCCAUCUCAACAUCCUGAUUACAUAGGAAGAGCAUCACUUCUGCACAGUGAACUGAAGUUGGGACGAGCCAUCCUCCAGAUCACUAGUGUUAAGAUAACAGAUGCAGGAUCAUACCUUUGUCUCAUUGACUACCAGGGCGUGGACUACAAGUACAUUGCUUUGGAAGUAAGAGCAUCUUACAAGAGAAUAAACACUCAAGUAAUGAGAAUACCAGGUGAAGAAAAGUUUGUUUUUAUGUGCCAGUCAGAAGGCUUUCCUCUGGCAGAGGUUUUCUGGCAAAAUGAGAACCUCAAUCUCAGUGGAUCUGCAAAUACCACCUAUACACUGACUGCAGAUGGCCUCUACAAUGUCACCACCACCCUGACAUUCAAACCAAAUAUGAGAGAAAACUACACGUGUGUCUUCUGGAACAAAGAACUGAAUGGAGAAACUUCAGCUCACUUUUCCCCUUUAGCUUUAACGAGUACACAGUAUAGUGGACAAAAAUUCCUGAUAUCUUUAAUCAUCCCCACAUGUGUGACUGUAGCUGUCCUUCUCUCUGCACUAAUAAUAUUUCAGAAGAGAAAAUCAUUCAAGAAUGAGCAACCCAAAAAAGACAGGAAAAGAAAACUGAAUCCUAAUGCAAAGGAUGAGAACAGUGAUGAUUUUAACUCUCAGACUGAGGCUUUAUACUUGUCAACUGUCACAGCUUCAAGAGACUGUGGGAGUGCGGGUCUGUGAAAAUUCUUCAUCUUACAUGCCAUAAUUUGAACUUUUACCACUGGUUUUUGGGGACUUCAAAAGAAAAUUACAGCACUUUAGCCUUAGGAUAAACAGUGAACUCACGGGGAUGUAUUUGCACUGCAGCGAUGGAAAGCUAUGCCUCCUCAGAUACCAUAUCUUCUUGAAGUUACUGAGAACUAUGCUGUCACGAAAUGUGGUUUACCACUGUGGAGAGGUCAGCUGAGUGCCUUUGAUACACUUUACUUUUGGACUUACUGUUGCUCAAGGGAUUUUUGUUUAAGAAUCAGCUGAGUGCUUUUGACACACUUUACUUUUGGACUUACUGUUGCUCAAGGGAUUUUUGUUUAAGAAUGCCUUUAUCAACUAUUCCAGUCUCAGGAAUUGUGCUUGGAGUCAAAAAUCUUGUGGAAUUUGAAUAAAAGCUGUAAAUGCUAUCUUAUGUCAAUUAUCUUUCUGGUAGAAACAUCAUUACAUGCCCAUAUCCCAUUUCCAAAUUUUCUAACACAUUAAACUGGGUAUUACUACAAGUACCCACUCACAUCAUUGUAGCCACUCAUAUAACUUGUAUCAUUGCAACAUCUAGAACAUAUUUCAUAUCACAAGAACAAUCAGAGGUUGAAAUUAAAGCAAAGGACAGACCAAAAAAAACCCACUCAAUAUUAGCAAUAAAUCAACAUUAUAUGGCAUAAGAGAAUUUUCAUGUGUAUAUAAAAUCGCACAAGUCAGGUAAAAAACCAUGAACUGUGAUACUAUGCUACAUGACAGUAAAAAAGUUUCAAAUUUGACUGAUUAUUCAACAGAAUUUUCUUUAGGAGGAAUUUGGAAACAAAAGUGAAAAUGAAGCUCAGACAGAUUUCUGCACUGGUUAUUUUUAAACAGUAAUUUUGCCUUUGUUCAGAUGAAGAAGUGAGUCUUUUCUAUGCCAGGUUGGUCUGCUUCCUAAUAUUGGAAUGCCAGAUUGGGAAAAACAUCCAAAAUGGAAAAACUUUGCCUCUUCGUCAGUCAUGAGAUAGUGAAGUAAGGGCACUGGGUAAGAUCUGUCAUAUUGUUUUGAAAGACCAGUGGCCAUGGUAAGCUGUUUUCUACUAAAAUAGAUGUAACAAGAUUGAAGAAAGGUAUUCACAUGGAAGCUAUUUCUGCUAUAAUCCUGCUUUUAGAAGAGUUCCACUGCUUGAAGUUUUUGGAUAGCACUUGCUCUGAAUUUGGAUGGGAACUGCUCCUCCAGUGUCACUUUGCAGCUAUUUAUUCCAGCAAAAAGUGGACCUACAGUGCUGCUAUGAGACCAGAACAUCAGUAUUCACCCUCUCUUGUUUCACCAGGACAGGUGAUUUUAAAAAGCAGGACUGCCAUUGAUUUUACUUGUGGAGGACAAAAACUAAUCUCUCUCUGACAUCAUCUGUAAUUUAAUAUCUAUGUAUUGCAUCUUUAAUUACCCAUUUGUAGCCAUUGGAUUCAGCUGAGACAAAUCUGCACUAGGCUUGCAAUGUCCUAUGUCCUUGCUGACAUGGCAAAUCAUGCACAUGUCAGAAAAUCAGAGGCAGCUUCUUAAAGCAUUGGUUAGCUUAAUACGGAAUAGCAGCUUAGGAACUGCUCUGGCUUGCACCAUUUAGCAAUAUUUAAGGGUCAGUACAUAAGGCCAAGCAAUUUCUCUCUGUUCCAGAUUUGUAGUCUGCUGGGAACUAUGAGCCCUUGCUCUUCUAUCAGCCAUGGUAAAAUCUAACCCACUGUGUUCCUGGAAAGAGUUAAUUUUGCAUUUUUCUAUUUAUUUUUUUCUGCAUGAAGAUGAAAUGAAAGUAAUAAAAAAAGAAAUUGAUGUGCAUGAACAUAAAUACUGCAGUCUUUGCAAUUAGCUUACAGUGGUUAUCAUUGUUCCUUGCUGAAAUGGAAUUCAUCUUGUCCUUGUUUUAUACUGGUGAGUAAAUGCUGUCUUGGUGUGAGCAACAAAGAACAAGUGUGGGUAGCAUUUCCUGCCCAUUUUACAGGCAUGGCAAACAUUACCCUGCUUUCCCUAUUACUGGAUUGUACACUGAAAGGUUUCACCUGGCAUCCCUAGGCAGAGGCAGCUCAGUUUUCCAUAACACUCCUAUGCCCCUAUCCACUCUAUUUCAUUAUGAAUGGAACAAUAACAUUGUUUACUGCAAUAGCUAUAAGAAUACCUAGAAACAUAUUUUUGCUCAUGAGUUUCUAUUUUCACCAGCUCUCGCUGGAUGCUUAUGAAGCUGUCACAUCUGAGUAUGUGAAAGUUAGCUUGUCAGCAGCUUGGCCAGUCUACAUAUGUCUAUGAGUUCAUGCAAGACUUGUCUUUUACUGUAAACCACUGAGCAUAUGAUACAUGUGUGAUAUGAUGAGUCUCUGUUCUUUCUGCUUCACCUACUGUUUUACAUGCUGUUAUCUCCAAACAGCUAAAGUGAGUUCUCACAUACAAACUGUCUGCAAAAUGUUUGAAGGUUUUGUAUUCUGUUUGACUGGGGUGUUCUCUCUGUGGUUUUUGUUGUUGUUGCUGUUGUUUAG
This is a messenger RNA of Passer montanus (Eurasian tree sparrow), 4307 nucleotides long. RefSeq names its product programmed cell death 1 ligand 2-like. Gene Ontology annotation, cellular component: external side of plasma membrane. The record is from RefSeq and is a predicted model, not a curated record. The transcript is spliced from 10 exons. Gene Ontology annotation, biological process: cell surface receptor signaling pathway; immune response; negative regulation of T cell proliferation. The coding region runs from base 828 to 1793 and encodes 321 amino acids. Lineage: Eukaryota; Metazoa; Chordata; Aves; Passeriformes; Passeridae.